AUGGAGAUAACAAACCAAAAAAUACAAAACACUUUCUCUCUCUCUCUCUUUCUUUCUCUCUCAUCAUUUCCAUCAUUCAUGGCUUUUCUUCAAUAUUAUCAUCAAUUUCAACUUAUUUUACUCAUUUUCUUCUUGUUGUUCAUCUCUUUAUCACAUUCUUCAACUAUGUCCAUUCAUGAUCUUCUAAAAUCCAAAGGCUUACCAUAUGGUCUUCUUCCAAAAGAAGUAAAAUCUUAUAAUUACUCAUCAACUAAUGGGCUUCUUGAAGUUUAUUUAGAUGGGCCUUGUUUGACUAAGUUUGAUACAAUAGCCUUUUAUGAGAGUUAUUUAAAAGCUAAUCUUACUUAUGGUAGCCUUAAUGGUGUUCAAGGACUUUUACAAGAAGAAUUAUUUGUGUGGCUACCUGUUAAAGGAAUUAUUGUUGAUGAUCUUAAUUCUGGGAUUAUACUUUUUGAUAUUGGAUUAGCUCAUAAACAACUUUCACUUUCACUUUUUGAAGAUCCACCACAUUGUAAUCCAAAUGGAAUUCUGAAAAAGAAAACUGAAACAGGACAGAGAUUUGAAGCACGAAGAUAGAAAAUGUUGUCUUGUGACUUAGAUAUUUACUUAUAAUAAUAGUAGUUGUGUUUCUCGUUCGAUAUUUGGUAUCUGUUUUGAAGAAAAUUUUAUUACGAGGGUAAAAUGUUUCCUUCCAAAGAUAGACUUCUUACCAUGACCCAUGCUUGAAACUUCU
Solanum stenotomum is the source of this 733-nucleotide messenger RNA. RefSeq lists its product as uncharacterized. NCBI's taxonomy places the organism in Eukaryota, Viridiplantae, Streptophyta, Magnoliopsida, Solanales, Solanaceae. The coding region runs from base 1 to 576 and encodes 191 amino acids. The record is from RefSeq and is a predicted model, not a curated record. The transcript has 3 exons.